Nakaseomyces glabratus is the source of this 1593-nucleotide messenger RNA. It is a transcript of the gene HOM3, whose product is annotated as aspartate kinase. Gene Ontology annotation, biological process: L-homoserine biosynthetic process. Gene Ontology annotation, cellular component: cytosol. The record is from RefSeq and is a predicted model, not a curated record. Lineage: Eukaryota; Fungi; Ascomycota; Saccharomycetes; Saccharomycetales; Saccharomycetaceae. Gene Ontology annotation, molecular function: aspartate kinase activity.
AUGGCUUACAGUACAAGUGCUACAUCUAAUUGGGUUGUGCAGAAGUUCGGUGGUACUUCUGUCGGUAAAUUCCCUGUGCAGAUCGUGGACGAGAUAGUCAAGUACUACUCUUCUUCCAAACAGGACGGUGGGUUUGAUAACGAUGUCGCCGUUGUGUGUUCCGCGAGGUCCUCCUAUACCAAGCAGGAAGGUACCACUUCUAGGCUGCUGAAGUGUUGUGAUCUGGCAUCUCAGGACCAGGAGUACAGCGACAUUAUCGAGACCAUAAGGCAGGAUCACGUCAGCAACGCCGAGAGGUUUCUGGAGGACUCUCCUUUAGUCGCCAAGUUGAUCGACGACACUAACAAAGAGCUGGCCCUAGUGGAUAAGUACCUGUCCGCCUCGAAGGUGUUGGGUGAGGUCAGCAAUAGAACCAUCGACCUGGUGAUGUCCUGUGGUGAGAAGUUGAGUUGUCUGUUCAUCACCGCGCUUUGCAACGACCGUGGGUGCAAAGCCAAGUAUGUCGACCUUUCCAACGUGGUCCCAUCAGAUUAUCAAACUACUACACUAGAUACCAGUUUCUACACUUUCCUGGUCCAGGCCCUGAAGGAAAAACUGGAACCAUUCGUAAACUCCAAGGAGAGAAUCGUGCCAGUAUUCACCGGUUUCUUCGGUUUCAUCCCAAUGGGUCUGCUGAAUGGUGUCGGUCGUGGUUACACUGACUUGUGUGCGGCUUUGAUCGCCGUCGCCUUGAACGCAGACGAAUUGCAAGUAUGGAAAGAAGUCGAUGGUAUCUUCACCGCCGAUCCACGUAAAGUCCCUCAGGCUCGUCUACUGGACAGUGUCACGCCUGAAGAGGCCUCAGAAUUGACCUACUACGGUUCCGAAGUCAUUCACCCAUUCACCAUGGAGCAAGUCAUAAGAGCUAAGAUUCCUAUCAGAAUCAAGAACGUCCAGAAUCCAAAGGGCAACGGUACAAUCAUUUAUCCAGACAAUGUGGCCAAGAAAGGUGAGUCCACUCCACCACAUCCACCUGAGGCCUUGAGCUCCACUUUCUUCGAAAAGAAGAGAAGAGGUGCUACCGCUAUCACUACUAAGAACGAUAUCGUCGUGCUGAAUGUUCACUCCAACAAGAAGACUCUGUCUCACGGUUUCCUAGCUCAGAUAUUUACCGUUCUGGAUAAGUACAAGCUAGUUGUCGAUUUGAUUUCCACCUCAGAAGUUCACGUCUCUAUGGCUCUUCCAAUCCCUGAUAGUGACUCGAUGAAGGCUCUGAGAUCCGCAGUUGAGAAAUUGAAGCCCUUGGGUUCAGUCGAUAUCAUCAAGAAGAUGUCCAUCGUUUCCUUGGUCGGUAAGCAAAUGAAACAAUUCAUUGGUAUCGCCGGUACCAUGUUUACCACUCUGGCAGAGCAAGGUAUCAACAUCGAAAUGAUUUCUCAAGGUGCCAACGAGAUUAACAUCUCCUGUGUUAUUGAUGAAAUGGACUCCAUAAAAGCCCUUCAAUCCAUUCACAAGAAACUACUAGACGAACUCCCAGAAAAUGGAUCUGGCUCUGAACAAUUUGAGAAGGCGGUCGAUGAAAGACUUGAACAAAUCAAGAGGUUGAACUUGUAG